AUGUUACUCCACCGCCUUCAUCUUCCGACACAUAUUCUGACGUUGAAUGAUCCCGUUGCGGUGGAUGUGGAUUUGUCGGACCAAAGCGUUUUGUUAGAUACUAGCAUCGGCCAAGGUCGUCCCAACCUGGGCGACAUUACUUUGAACUCCACCUUAGUCCAGAACAUUUCUCCUCGUCCUUCGAACUCAUCUCCGUCAAUUGAAGGAAAUCAUCCUACUGAGGAUGAUUUCGUAAUCUCUGAAUUAAUACUGCGAGACGCAACCGUGCGGCGCAUUUUGUUACCGAAUCUGUGUACCUUCAUAUUCACUGGAGAUCCGAAUUGGUGUGCUGUCCAAUGUGUUCUGCGCACGCAAUUGGGCUUCCUCCUGUGGCCACAACUGUCUUUAGCAGAUCUGUAUGCUUCGUUGCUGCGUUUAAACUUCCUAGCCGAAUGCAAGAACUCCACACAUCAGCGAUUGAUCAUGGACUGUUCGCAGACUCAAGCUUCGUCAGAUGGUGGAACUUUCACAGCUAUUUCCAUGUCGCGUCUUCCCGCCUGUCUGCAGCAGUUAGUAUCCUUAGACAACGAUCUACAAACGUGUGAGCUUAGCUGGCAACUCAUCAUUGACUUCCAACUUAUAGAGAGCAUCGACAACAAGUUAUUCGCCAUGAUUCACAAAAACAUGACUAAACAUACCACCGCUUAUCUGGUACGUGUAACCGAACAGCUACUGUGCACAGAUGCCUUGUGGAAAUGUGUCAGCCGAUCAGCUUCCGGGUCGGUAACCUGUGGUGUCUGGAACCCCGAACGUUUCGUUUCUGAUUUACUUCAUCGAUUACUUACUGGUGCUACUUGUUUAACAGCUGGCCCUCCUGGGCAGUUAUUUAGUCGGAUCUUGUCAGUUCUUAUCAACUGGCCCUUGCCUGAUCCAGUAUUUGAACGCGCAGUCGUCCACUGGGUGCCCCUCAUUAUUGCUGCGAUCCGUCAGACUCCACAAAACCGUUCACCGGAUAGUAUUGUGUUUCGCAUCUGGCUUGUGGUUCAAAUACUCCGAUUGCUUUCCACUUGCUGCUCGACAGAACUUGCCACGAGCACACUUUCUGAGUGUUUUCACCAGAUGUCAAACCAUUUUCCUUACGAGAACCUGACCUCUCAAGCGGUGAAUGCGAGUGCAUUCCAAUUCACACCCUUCGGUUUGAAUGACUCACCUUAA
Echinostoma caproni is the source of this 1194-nucleotide messenger RNA. The record is from the annotation of a GenBank genome assembly. Lineage: Eukaryota; Metazoa; Platyhelminthes; Trematoda; Plagiorchiida; Echinostomatidae.